Prorocentrum cordatum is the source of this 1319-nucleotide messenger RNA. The record is from the annotation of a GenBank genome assembly. NCBI's taxonomy places the organism in Eukaryota, Dinophyceae, Prorocentrales, Prorocentraceae.
CUCGAGCAGCGCCGAGGGACGCGGGACCCGCGGCGCUCGCCCGAGCCGCCCCCCCGGAGGGGACUCGAGAGCCCGCCAGGCAGCGCCAUGCGGCCCCCCGCCCGCUCGCUGCUGCUGGCCCUCUGCAUCCGCCCGGCGCUGGCCGGCCCCGACGCCGCCGGGCGGGACGGCGUCGCGGCCGCCAGCGGGAGCCAGGUACAUACGAAGGAGAAUCGGUUGGACACGUUGAAGGGCGAGGUCCUAUCAGUCGUUGCUGAAAUCGACGGCUUGCGAAAGAGUUUCGAGCACAACAUGAGCAAGGAUUGAGGCCGUCGAGCAGCGCGUGCGGGAGUUUGCCCGGCGCGCCAGCGGCAGCAUCGACGAGCGCCGGGACGAGCUGGUGGUGCAGUUCGAGGGCAACGUCUCCGCCGUGGAGCAGGCGGCGGCCGCCGCCAGGAACGCCACGGAGGCGACCGACAUGGCGCUGUACAGGCGCGAGGUGGCCGCGGGGCUGUCCAACAUGCGCAGCCUGGACGAGGAGCUCAGGGCGGCCGAGAGCCGGCACGUGCGCACCGUGCGCCGGGGCGCCGACGGCCUGAGCGGCCUGGCGCGGCGCCAGGCCCGGCGCGUGGAGUCGCAGGGGGAGCGGCUCGCGCGCCUGGCGCGCCGCCGCCUGGACCGCCUGGACGACGAGGCGCGGCGCGAGCGCAGGGACCGACAGCGGCGAGGCAGACAAGCUGGACCUUCAAGCCGAGACGGCGAUGCGCGCGCUGUCGGAUGUUGCUGAGGAGGGGACGCGGCUGAAGAGGAACAGGCGGGAGCCCUGCCCGCCCUCCGCCUGCCCGGUCGGCCCCUAAGGUCUCCUCGCACCAGGAGACCCGGCACCGGGCGUUGGUUGCGAUGGCGACGGCCUUGCUCGUGGCCCCGGACCCCCCAGACGCCGCUGCUCCCGCGCCCGACUCCGCCCUGAGCGCCGGCGUCGGCGCCGCCGGAGCGCUGCUGGGCGCGCUGGCGCUGGCGCUGGCGCUGGGCGCGGCGCGGGGCCGCAGGGGGCCGCUGCAGGACGGGACACGCUGCUGGCCUGAGGCACCGCCGCGGCCAGCACGGCGCACACUCUCUUGAGAGCCGCUUCCGCGGAGCAGGCACGGGCCACCGCGCGCGGCUCCCGCACGCAGAGCGUGCGAUCGGCACGGCGCCUCUUUGAAGCCUCGCGGCGCCGGCUGAAAUAGCCGCGCCAGGGCACGCGCGUUCGGCGUGCACGCGACAGUGUCGGCAGUCCGCGCGCCGAACAAAAAGCAGCGGGCAGAUGGGGCACUCCUCUUCCUCCUUCGCUUCGCUCG